AAUCCAUUCUGGAAGCUUGCGUGGUUUGUGGUGGUUUGUAGCGGUCGGCUGUGCAAUGGGCUGAUGUGAAACUCCCAAGGGUGUUUGCCCCACACAGUGAAACUAUGGCAUCACACAAAGCUACUCGUACAGUGCCAGUGGAAGUGCCUACCUCAGAAGAGAUUAUUGCUAAGCUGGACACUAUAAGUGCAAAUAAAGUCACAGAAAUCUUGCCCAAGUUCUACGCUGCACUACUGUGCGACAGCACCUUGCUUUUAGGAACACAUAGCACACUUGUACAAGAUGCUACCUCAACGCUUCAGGACGUCUUUCCAACAAUAAAUCUCGAAGAUAUCAUCUCAAGUGUGACAGGUGCUGAAAUAUCAUCCAAGGCCUCCUGUGAUACCCUUGCAUUAGCAGGCAAGCUAAUGCAUAACAAGGCAGAAACAGCCAAGAGUUGCACCGAUAAUGUGCUUAACACUGGCAUAUUAGAAGGAAGCAAACCUGUGAGCAGCAAUGAGGAUGAUUUAACAUGCGUGGACAACAGUCCUGUAGAAAUGGACCGCGUGACAGAGACACCACAGGAAUGUGUACAGCAGACUCGUGUGAGCAGAUAUUGUGAAAUGAUGUGCCAAUGGGAAAUACAAAUGGACACAGUCCCAGAGACAUCGGCAUCACAAGUGUUCACACCAAACUGUGUUGCAGCAGGAAGUGCAGUAAGCAAUAAAUUGUCCGAUUGCGAACUUCAGCAAAAUGUCACCUGUGUGGCGGACAAGGACAGCAUCCAACAGUGCAGGCCUCGUCGGCUUUUCAGCAGUACACCUAAGAUAACCGAUCCAGUAGGCGAGUCUCAAGGCUUCCCAGUGUCACAGUUUUUGGCUGAGGAGCAGAUUCCUGACAGUCAGAGUGAUAGUAAUUCGCAGUCGUCUGAUAUGACAACAAGCAGACUGCUAUGGACCCCUGGGGACACCGCCAUCAUUCAAAAGUUGCAACUAGGCAGCGUCAGUGAAUGCGACGACGAAGAUCCUAUGCCUGGUAGCAUGUCGAGCAGCAAAGGAGAAGAAACGAGUGCAACACCUCCACAAAAAUCGACAUCUAGAAGUAACACCAACGAAAGAGCAGAGCCCUUGCAGCACGAGGCUGAACAUAAGACACUGUCUGAUGUCGUAGCUGAAGAUGAGUCAGAUCCUUGUAAUACAAGUAGUGGCUCGCACAGUGAGGCAUGCGGAUCCUUACACAGCGCAGAAUCUCCACAAGAUCUCCCAGGAAACGGCAAGCCAGAGGGAAGUCCUGUGAAAAGUGCAACAACAAUGACAAAAAAGACCUCGUUGUUCGGCGCAUCAGAGAGUUCUGAAUCUGAAACUGCAGUGAAACAUAAGGUUUCUGAUUGUGACGCAGACCUACCUUGCAACAAAAGAACUUUAUCUAAUCUAUCACAAGACAGUAAAGACAACCAACCCUUAAAGAAGCCUUGUCCUAUGCGUGUCAACGUUAUCUCGCCAGUGGUUAAACUGACACGUUUGUCGCCUAAUCUCAUAUCCCGCAUCUCUGAUAUAGGAGAUUGGGUUACGCAACCAAAUGUGCACAAAAAUGGUGCUACACAACGAACGACAGCGGUUGCAACAGAAUAUAAAUGCAGCGAGGGUUCCGAGCAGCGCUCUAAAGAACACACGCAAUGCUUGUCCAAUUAUUCGCACGAGGGAAGCGACAAAGUAAGGUCUUCGAUCGAUGCUCCUGAAUCGGUGGAUCGGAAUGUAAGCCACAUUUGUGAAAGAGAGUCUCCCGAUACGGAAGCUGACAGCGUUGCACCAAUCAGUGUCGUCCAAACGGAACAGGAACAACAUUCGGAAGCAAGGAAAAUUUGUGAACCUGGUGAGCACGACAAGUCGUUAGAAGCUACGGACCUGGAGCGCGAAGCCACAGUGUCGACCAGAGCCUUGGAAGGGACAUCUAACGUCAAAGAGUCUGUUGUUUCUAGUGGGAACAAAAGUGAAGUUUCAGGACACGACGAAAGUAACAAUGCGACAGAAAGUAUAGAAGAGAGUGAUGAUUCCUUCCCUUGUUUGCCGACGGGCAUUCAAGCUCGCGAAAGUGACGCAAGCGUUGUCGUACUGUCGGAGGAAGCAGCCGCAACCAAUGCACCGCCGGCACGAGAAAUGAGACGUAGAAGGCAAAAGACAAGUGGUCGGCCCACAGUGGAAAUAAGUCUUCAGGCAAGAAUGUUAGAACAUGCUCGUGACCAGGAGGGAGCGCAGAACGGAAACUGCGAGCAAGUUGUUAAUGUUCGAUGUCGUAGAAAGCCCAUUGCCUUCAGCGGCCUUGAAGAAGAAGCCAUCUUCUAUGGUGUCGCGAAAUAUGCGGGAGAUAACAUGAUAUGGAAAAAGAUACACAUGGAAGGCGGAUUUGUGGGUCGCAAAACCACGGACUUGAGGGACAAGUUCAGAAACCUUGAAAGCAAUCCUGAGGCAUAUAAGUUUGUAAAGAGCAGAGUUAAAGAGAAGCGUGAACAGAAGAUUAACCCACUGAAAGAGCUGCGGGAAUAUAACAAAAAUAAAAAGCAGUCCUUGACAGAGCGUGACACACUGCUGCGUUAUGCUCCAUUGUUUCCAAGGAGACUAGAAAAUUGUGCCUUCGCAAGCAGCAAGACACAAGAUGACGAAACGGUCUCCAGUGAUGAGGGUGUGACAUUGGUGGCACGCGUGCGUGAGAGCGAAGAGCAGAAGGGUGCAGUACCGCUGAGGGGCACUCAAACCCCUAAUUCAGUUAAAAGUGGCAGAGGGCAAAAAGCAAGGAGGAGUCCGUGGUACUCGAAGAGAACGAAAAAGCCUACAGAGAUCAGUGCCAAGUGCCCUGCUGUUUCAACGACCAAAAAAGGCACAAGCUCGACAUCCGGGCGAGCCACGGUUACGGAGGCAGACGUUGAUGACAGGGACAAAGAUUCCGUAAUACAGGACUCGUCUAUCGAAGGCAGUCCACCGUCUGCAGCGCAGGGUACCAGUGUUGCUACACGCGGAACAGGAAAGAGGAAAUUCUACUGCGAUGCAGAAGUUGAGGCUCUCGUAUACGGAGUGGUGAAGUACGGCAGAGGACAUUGGGCACUCAUUAAGAGGCUCGGUGGAUUUCACGAUCGCUCCUCGAUUGACCUUUCAGAUAAGUACAGGAACUUGGAGCGCUCGGCCAAGAAUCUGUCAAAGCUUAAGGAUAAAGUUAGAGAAAAAGAGAGAAAAGGAAAGAAUCCACUCGAGAUGUGGAAAAACAGAAGCGCGCAAAGAUGAGACGGGCCUUUCAUCUUGGGACAUGUUUCGUGUGUGCUGUUAAUUUUAAUUUAUUAUAAUUUUAAGGACACCAAAGAAUCAUACGAACAUAAUAAAGACAAAUGCUUUUAAUA
Messenger RNA from Ornithodoros turicata, 3367 nucleotides. RefSeq lists its product as uncharacterized. Lineage: Eukaryota; Metazoa; Arthropoda; Arachnida; Ixodida; Argasidae. The record is from RefSeq and is a predicted model, not a curated record. The transcript is spliced from 2 exons. Bases 105 to 3254 code for a protein of 1049 amino acids.